This is a messenger RNA of Syngnathus typhle (broad-nosed pipefish), 1437 nucleotides long. RefSeq names its product RIC3 acetylcholine receptor chaperone a (gene ric3a). Lineage: Eukaryota; Metazoa; Chordata; Actinopteri; Syngnathiformes; Syngnathidae. The record is from RefSeq and is a predicted model, not a curated record. The transcript has 6 exons. Gene Ontology annotation, biological process: synaptic transmission, cholinergic; protein localization to cell surface. The coding region runs from base 1 to 1437 and encodes 478 amino acids. Gene Ontology annotation, cellular component: neuronal cell body; neuron projection; intracellular membrane-bounded organelle.
AUGUCCAUCACAACCUGUCAGAAAGUUACUUUGAUAUCAUGCUCGGUCCUCUGUGUAUCUCUCUUCUUACCCAGGAUGCUUUUACCCAGAGCCAAAAAGGAGAUGGAACAGCUGCAGGCUGGUCCUGGUUUCCAUCCCCCAGGGAUAUAUCAGGUGUCUAAUGACCCAGAGCAGUGGGGUGCUGACCCGGUUCACUCCAUGACAUACAUCGCUGAGGCCACUGCUAAACUCAGAAGCAUUGGACAAAAUAGUAAAAAACACAACUUGAUGGCUCAAGUCAUACCCAUAUAUGGGUUUGGGAUUCUUCUUUACAUCCUCUAUAUAAUCUACAAGUUGACUUACAAUGACAAGAAUGCAAAAUCAGGACAUUACAGAACAACUAUGAGCAUGGAGAAGAAUAUAGCAACUGACGAUGAGCUACAGGAGCGACUACUUGACUCAGAAAGGAUCAUGGCAAGGAUUGUCUCAGGAAAUACUUGUGCUUCUGGGAGUGGAAGACGCAGGCGAAGUAAAUCGACUCCAACAAAGAAAGAAGAGAAACUUCUCAGGCAGCUAAGGCAGAUCGCACAACUGAUGCAAGAAGGCCGUGUGGAGGCUGCCUCUCCAGAGAUGGAGGCAGAGCAAGUCCCUUACAGUGCAGACUGGGAAGGUUACCCCGAGGAGAUUUACCCUGAGUAUGAAGGACCCGAUUACAAAUGUGAACUUGGCCGAUUGUCCCCAGAUGAGUUUGUCAACCAGCCCACUGCGGAGGCCCUGGCAGAACGAAUGGAGCAGGAGGAAGAAGAAGUUGUAGCAAGGAAACUAUCCAUAGUACAAGAGGAGGAUGAAGAAGAGGAGGAAGGUGAGGAUGUGGAGGAACAGGAGGAGAAAGAUGAAGAGGAGGAGGUAGAGGAAGAAGAGGAGGAAGAAGAGGGUGAGGAGCAGAUAGCAGAAGAAGAAGAGGAGGAGGAAGAGGAAGAGGAGGAGGAAGCAGAAGCUGAGAAAAGACUUUUGCUGGUUCCACUUGCCUCCCAAACUGCUACAAAUACACAGCAUGAAAGAUUAGGUCUGCAAGUACAGAAUGAGCUGCAACGUCACAGAGGAGGGAGGAAGCAUAUUAGUUUUAAUGACAGCAGAAAUGUAUUUCACUACCCAAAAGAAGAUACCUAUGAGGAGGAGAUGGAGAAGGAGGAAGAAGAUGAGGAUGCUGAUGUGGAUGAAGAUGAUGGGACAGAGGUAGAAGAGGAAGAGGAGGAAGCUGAUGAGGAAGAUCCAGUGACAGAGGCGGAGAGACUUGAGUUUAGUAGUGCAGGAUGUCCCAACCCUGUGGAAGAGGCACAGCAGGAAGAAGCCGAGUAUUUGCCAAUGAUAGCUUUUGCAGAGUGUGAAAGUAAUGUCCACAGAGACGUUCGCAAAGAGGUCAGUGGGCUGAGGAUGCGAAACAGGAGGGAGAUAUGA